This is a messenger RNA of Doryrhamphus excisus (bluestripe pipefish), 3179 nucleotides long. RefSeq names its product zinc finger protein 451 (gene znf451). Gene Ontology annotation, molecular function: DNA-binding transcription factor activity, RNA polymerase II-specific; sequence-specific DNA binding. The record is from RefSeq and is a predicted model, not a curated record. Gene Ontology annotation, cellular component: nucleus. Gene Ontology annotation, biological process: regulation of transcription by RNA polymerase II. NCBI's taxonomy places the organism in Eukaryota, Metazoa, Chordata, Actinopteri, Syngnathiformes, Syngnathidae.
CAUGCUAGCAAAGAAGAGCACAAUGUGGAGAAGAAUUAAGCAUUUAAUUGGAGUAUAAGUACGCGGGUAAGAUGACGAUUAAGCUUGCAAGUUGCCUUCUACCAGCCUAUGUUUACUUCACAUACGAUAAAUGUCUUCACCCAGUGAAGUCGAAGAGGAUGACAUGGGAGAAGUGGAGUUCGUGUCUGAGGGGCCACUCAGGCCAGUGACGGAGUGUGUGGACCUGCUGAGUGAUAGCGGUGAAGAGGGAUGUUCUACAUCGACAGGAACAACAAUCGAUGAUGAAAUUGACCGCCAAAAAGCACACGUGGCAUCUACUUUGGAUAGACUGGUACAGCAGGUGGCCCUGGAGAAGCGGCAAAGAGCAGACAAAUGUAGAGCCUUCAAGGAAAAACAAAUACAACAAAGAAUCCAUGGACAGCAGGAGCUUAUGAUUAGGUCAACAAAUCCAAAGACUCAAGAGGCAAAGCGCUGUGUGGAUGCGUGGCUAAAGAUGCCUGGCCUCCAGUUUGGAGUGAACAAUUCUGGUUCAGGAAGACGCAGACGUCGACAGUCUGCUUUCCCACUGAACCCUUCAGUAAAACACACAUGUCCAGUUAUUAAUUGUGGUCGGGUUUUCGAGAAUGUGUUUCUCCUUGAUGGUCAUCUAAAAAGGUUUGACCACUCACCGUGUGAUCCCACCAUCAGUCUUAAAGGAAGUCCCACGAUGCUGUUUUCCUGUGUGGUCUGUUGUCGUCACUUUCAGACCAAAGAAGAGUGGAGGACACAUGUUCAAUCAAAGGCAUCCUCAUCUAAUUCUGGAGGUCACUGCACGUCCCAGAACUACCAGCUCAUUGUUUGCUUCGCUUGUCCUGCCUGCUACCUCCUCUUCAACCUGCGAGAUGAGUGUCUUCAGCACAUGUCAGCCAAAAACCACUUUACAGAGUCCCUCACUAUGAGCAGUACUGACAGUAAACAAGGAGCAGUACCUGUACCCAUGCCACAACACGCUAAAAAUCGCCUCAUCGCACUGUGCAAGGAUGCCCCGUUCACCGUCAAAUGCACUCUGUGUCAAAAAGUGUUGAGUUCGCAUCAGACAGCGCAAGCUCACUUUAAUGUGCACUGCAGACAGGGCUGUGCUGUGGCCAUGGCUGAUACAACCGUGGCGCAAGUAGCAAAACAGCUCCAAGUGCGAGGCCAGUGCUCUCUCUGCUGUUUAAUCUUCCUGAGCGAAGAGGAAGUGGAAAGGCACAGAGAAAACACCCAACAUCAUGUGGAGGUCAACAGGACCAUGGAGCGAGCUCUUCUUCAGUUCUGUAGGUUUUCUGAAAAUCAACACAGGGCUGACAAUGAGGAGAAAAGGCCAGUCUCGAGCAAACAGUUUCAAAAAAGAAACAAGAACGGCGGUGAGCGUGAUGAGUGUCCCACCAAACGACAAAAACUAAGAAGCUCUAUCACCAUGUGGUUUUGUGAGUGUGGUCAGAGGUUCUCAGAGGCUGGCUCCGCCAGUAAGCACAUCUUGGCUGUCAAUCAAAUUAACUUUCAGUGUGGCGUAUGUGGCAAACUCAUGGGAGAGUCUUCAAUCACCCGCCUACACAUGAGCCGCUUUCACGGAGGAGCGCACCUCUCCAACUUCUGUUUCUACUGCCGCAAGUGCAAACUGGAGAUGCCUCGCUUGGAAGAUAUCAUGUCACAUGUGUCGGACGUACACCAAGGGCAUACUUUCUUCACCGAAAAGGAAGUACCCGCGGAAGCGGAGGCCAAGCCGUCCAUCAAGGAUCCAUGCUCUUCCUCCACACUCACACCCGUCCCAGCGGAGGUGGCAUCCGUUUCCAAAGCGGCGCCGACUUGGAUGUGCAGGAUGUGCGAGGACGUCUUUGACUCGGAAGCAGCCGUCCACAAGCAUUGCAGUGAUGUGAGCAGCCACAGCUUCCAGAGAUUCGCCUGCGGCCACUGCCCGCAGAAGUUCUUCAAGGAGUCCACCGUGCGCCGGCAUUGCGCCAACGAGCACAACGGGCAGAUGAAGAGCGCACACUUCUGCGGCCUCUGCGAUAGCAUGUUGUUUGAGUCUGAAGGCGAGUUCCGGCAGCACUAUGAAAGCCUCCACAGCAGAGACUACUACUGCAUGGACGACGGCGACCGUGUUCAACCUGCUUCAGCUGCUGAAAGCGUCUCACCUGCGGACUCAUGUCCAUGCAUGGGCUCAGAGAAGACCAAAGAUGCAAUGAAAGCCACAUACACGCGCUGCAUGGUGAAGCUGGCCUCUCAAGGCCACUGUCAGUACAUGUGUGCGCCUUGUGCUGUAACUGCCCCCUCCUAUGCUCAGAUCAAGACUCACGUCCAAACCACACACGCGGCCUUGAACCUGGACAAAACCUUUGAAGUAGAAUGCAGAACUUGCGGGGAACACUUUGCAGAUGUUCCAAGUUUCCAUAAACACCAUCACUCUCAGCACUGUACGCUGGAACCAUGCAUGAGCUCCAGGACCAGUGGGGACAAGGUCGAAGGAAAACCCCAAGUACUGAAUGCUGUGGAGGUCAAAGAAGAACUGCAUGAGAUGAAAGAUGAGAUGCUGCAAAGGUUUUUAAAAAUGGAGCAGACUGAGAGAGAUGUCUGUCAAAGUGUGGAACAAAACCAGCAUGGCUCUGACUCAACAGAUGAUGAUGAGGUGAAACAAGCACUUGCUUUGAGCGUAGAGGAAGAUCAGCAAGAGUCGGCAGAAUUUGCCGAGGCUCUUAAAAGAAGUCUUCUGGAGUACUGAGGAGACAACUGUUGCACCUUCCGCAGAAGGUUUUUCAGUUACAUGACUAAAAUAUGUCAAAAGAUAUUCCACAGUGAUGUUGUCCUGUAAUACAGGACACGACAGGUCAGAGAUGAACAGUUAGUGUAUUUGCAGAGCUGCUGUUUGUGUCUUCGCUCUGUGGGGGGGGCGAAUGGAGACGUGCUAUUGAUGGCAUCGAUGACGCUGCAGGAUGCCACCGUGCUCGUAUGACCACACUUGUUUGUAACGCCACACUGCUAACUAGCCAGUUGCUUUCUCUUUCAUUUUUCAUUGCAACACUGAAAAGCCUUUGUUUUGUAUGCAACCUUAAGGAGUGAGUCCUGUUUAAAGCUAACUACUAUUAGCAAGGAUGUGUUUAUUUAGGAAUGGAAACAUGUUUAAUGCCUCAUCAGAACAGAAAUAAAAGAAACUAAUGAGA